AAAUCAUUUUAUGGAAAUUUUAGAAGGAACAGAGCACAAAGAGGGCAGGAAAAAAGAGGAGCAUCGAGCAGAAGAGAAAAUAAUGGAGGAGAGAGAAGAUAAUAUAUAGAGAAGGAAGAGGUGAUCUACAAACUAAGAAACUUGAAGGAGAAGAAAGCAAUGGAGGAAAGGCGGGUUAGAAAAUGAAGUAUGGAAGUAUGCACCGAAAGAAGUGGGGAAAGCGUUAUGGGUUCUGUUAAGGAAAUUAUGGAAUGGGGUGGGGAUACCAGAAGAUUGGAAAAAAGGAGUAAUAUGCCCGAUAUAUAAAAAGAGGGACAAGAGAGCAGCGAAGAGUUACAGAGGAGUAACAUUAAUGAAUACAGCAUACAAGAUCCGUGCAGGGAUACUGCACGAUCGACUUAAGGUAGAGAUUGAAAACAAACUGAAAGAGAGCCAAUUCGGAUUCAGAAAAGGAAGACGCGGUAUUUGUGAUAAACCAUAUCAUGGACAAACAGUUGAGUAGAGAAAAAGAGAAACUAUAUGUCUGCUUUGCGGACUUAAAAGCGGCGUUCGACAGGCUAAACAGAGAGAAAUUGGAGGAGAAAAUAAAAAAAAUGGGGAUUAAAGAAACCUAACCCGAAGGAUUAAAGAGAUAUACGCAGAAACAAAGAAUGUGGUGAGAAUCAAGGAUAAGAACACAAAAGAAUCUUAGACAGUGAGGGGAGUCAGACAAGGAUGCCCGUUGAGCCCGACGUUAUUCAGCAUCUACGUGGCGGGGCUGGAAGAAGAAUUAAGGAAAGGACAAGGAAAGGACAAGUCGGCGGGGGGGGGGGCAUAUUGGUAGGAGAAAGGAAGGUAUGGUCAUUGACAUAUGCAGACAAUAUUGUGCUGAUGGCUGAUAGAGAGGAGGAGCUAAAGGAAAUGUUAAAGAGAUUCGAAAAAUUUUUAAAGGAAACCGAAUUGGAACUGAGCACGGAAAAGGUCAAGAGUGUAGUUUUCGAAAAAAAGAAAGAACAAGAGGAGACAAGGAAAUGGAAAUGGGGAGAGCGAGAAUUAGAAGAAGUAGACGAAAUAAGAUACCUAGGGUACAUACUACUGAAAAACGGCAGUGAUGAGAAGGUAUGGGGCUGGAACAUGGAAGAAAGGCUGGAUAGAGUACAAAGAAGAUAUGUGAAAUGGAUCUUAGGUUUAGAUAUGACAACACCGAAUUAUAUAUUGAUAGAAGAAUGUAAACUAACAGAAAUCAAAGAAAAAGCAUUAGGAAGAGCAGCAAGGUAUGAAGGGAAAGCCAUAGAGUCAAAAAUGGAACUAGUAAAGGAGUGCAUAAAGGAAAGAGAGAGAAACUAGGGAAAUGACCAAGAAGGGAAGAGAGCAAGAAAGAGAA
This is a messenger RNA of Bombus impatiens (common eastern bumble bee), 1363 nucleotides long. RefSeq lists its product as uncharacterized. The coding region runs from base 715 to 1326 and encodes 203 amino acids. The record is from RefSeq and is a predicted model, not a curated record. The transcript is spliced from 2 exons. Lineage: Eukaryota; Metazoa; Arthropoda; Insecta; Hymenoptera; Apidae.